Molecule: messenger RNA, 570 nt
Organism: Mollisia scopiformis
Lineage: Eukaryota; Fungi; Ascomycota; Leotiomycetes; Helotiales; Mollisiaceae
Exons: 2
Coding region: 59-526 (155 amino acids)
Cellular component (GO): trans-Golgi network
Source: RefSeq, a predicted model, not a curated record
ACACUCACUGCCCAGAAAGCAGUCGAGUCUCCUUCAUACACACAUCCAACUCUCCAUAAUGUCGACACCACAACCACCUACGACGCUCCCCUCCUCCACAUCCGACAUAUCCAUAACCAACUCAUCAUCAUCCUCAGUCCACGAAGACAACCCCAACAGCCUCCAACCCAAACGCCCACGCCUCCACUCGCGGAAAUCAAGUGGCACGAUAAUAGUACCGCGAGAGCACCCAAAGGUGGAACUAAACGAAGACGACGAGGAGUUCGACGAGGAUGAUGCCCGAGCCAUGAGUCCGAGACGGAGCAGUCAAGACCUGGAGAAGAUGAGCGAAGAAGCCCGAGAACAACUGAACGAACACGCAAAAACCCUCCAAAUCUCCCUCCUAGAAAUCUUCAACCGCAUCGAAGCCGUAAAAGAAGAACACGACAAGCUAGACAACAACAACAAGUUCCUGCAAAAAUACAUCGGCGACCUGAUGUCCACGUCGAAGAUAACAUCCACCGGCGCCUCGGGCCGGAAGAAGUAAUCCUUCUCUUUUCUCCUCCAACACCCACCUUGUACACACAAACA